Molecule: messenger RNA, 222 nt
Organism: Prunus armeniaca (apricot)
Lineage: Eukaryota; Viridiplantae; Streptophyta; Magnoliopsida; Rosales; Rosaceae
Source: the annotation of a GenBank genome assembly
AUGCAACCAUUCACGAUUGAAUCGAAGAUCGGGACCAAUAGCAUCUAUGGUAUUAUCGAAAGAGACAAAGACGGCCAGGACCAAGAACAGUCUCUUUCCUGUGCUAUCAAGAACGAAAAGAAGGACGGGAAGGAGCAGGAAUUGCGGGAUGCUAUAGAGAUAGAUGGCUAUGAGACUAGUCCAAAGAGUCAUCACUUUCUAAAGCUUCCUCUCCUCCUUUAG